Molecule: messenger RNA, 3600 nt
Organism: Uncinocarpus reesii 1704
Lineage: Eukaryota; Fungi; Ascomycota; Eurotiomycetes; Onygenales; Onygenaceae
Exons: 5
Coding region: 1-3600 (1199 amino acids)
Biological process (GO): microtubule-based movement; mitotic spindle assembly
Cellular component (GO): spindle microtubule; nucleus
Molecular function (GO): microtubule binding; plus-end-directed microtubule motor activity; ATP binding
Source: RefSeq, a predicted model, not a curated record
AUGGCUGGGCCUACGCGAUCGCAGCCCGCCAAAGACUCCAGGACACGAGACCCCCCCAAACGAGUACUCAGAGCACCCGCAAAGAGCCGACUGUCCACCGCUCAGGAUCGCGCUGGCACGCCAGCUCGACCCAUUAGGCCUUCAGUUCCAAGCUCAGCGCGCACAAAUAUCUCUCCUGGAACGCAAGCCAGCGCUGUUUUAAAGCGGAAAGACAGGGAAUUCGAUCAUGAAGUACCUGGAGAUACGAAUAUUCACGUGGUGGUCCGUUGUCGAGGGAGAAAUGAUAGAGAGGUGAAAGAAAAUAGUGGCGUGGUUGUUUCUACGGAAGGAAUUAAAGGUUCAACCGUCGAGUUGUCGAUGGGGCCUAAUGCCAUGGGGAAUAAAGCAUACAACUUCGACAAGGUCUUCUCGCCAGCCGCGGACCAGGCCAUCGUGUUUGAUGAAGUGGUAGUGCCGAUUCUGAAUGAGAUGCUUGCGGGUUAUAAUUGCACAAUUUUUGCGUACGGGCAAACCGGAACGGGGAAAACAUACACAAUGUCCGGCGACAUGACGGAUACGCUCGGAUUGCUGUCCGACGCUGCUGGGAUAAUUCCUCGAGUGCUUUAUGCGCUCUUUCGGAGACUUGAGGAAACAGAGUACUCGGUGAAAUGUUCCUUUAUUGAGUUAUAUAACGAGGAAUUGAGGGACUUGCUUUCGCCGGAAGACAAUUCAAAAUUAAAGAUAUACGAGGAUGGGGCCAAAAAGGGGAGCCACGGCACCAUGGUUCAAGGGAUGGGCGAGUCCUAUAUCCACUCCGCAUCAGAUGGUAUCAGAUUGCUCCAGGAAGGCAGCCAUCGUCGCCAGGUUGCAGCAACAAAAUGCAACGAUCUCAGUUCCAGAAGUCAUACUGUGUUUACGAUUACGGCGUAUAUCAAAAGAUCAACGGACAAAGGCGAGGAAUUUGUCAGCACAGGAAAAUUGAACCUUGUUGACUUGGCUGGAAGUGAAAAUAUCCAACGCAGCGGCGCGGAAAAUAAAAGGGCAGUAGAAGCUGGACUAAUAAACAAAAGUUUACUUACCCUAGGCCGGGUAAUUAACGCUUUGGUAGACAAAAGCCCUCAUAUUCCCUACAGGGAGUCAAAGCUUACCCGGCUGCUUCAAGACUCGUUAGGUGGCCGCACGAAAACAUGUAUCAUAGCGACAAUUUCCCCCUCUCGUAGCAAUCUAGAAGAGACGAUCUCGACGCUAGACUACGCAUUCCGUGCUAAGAAUAUCCGCAAUAAGCCCCAGAUAAAUUCGACAAUGUCCAAGAAAACAUUACUACGAGAAUUUACUACUGAGAUUGAGAAGCUAAAAGGGGAGUUGAUAGCCACGAGACUCCGAAAUGGUGUUUAUCUGUCAGCAGCCUCCUACGAGGAAAUGACCGUGGAAAGCGAGUCACGACGGAUCCUCACAGAGGAACAGAGAGCGAAGAUAGAAAGCAUGGAAUCCAAUUUGAAAAAUAAAGUCCAGGAACUGUUUACAUUGACGAGUAAUUUCAACAUGCUGAAAAAAGAUAAUGAGGCUACUCGAGCAGCUUUGGACGAGACGCAAGAUGUAUUGGAGAAAACCGAAAUCGUCUUACAAAAUACCCAGAAAAGCUUGGAGGAAGAGGAGAUGUUACGAAGAGCACAUGAGGCCACUGAAUCUGAGCUCCAUAAAAUUGGAGCUAAUCUUAGAUCACAGUUGGAACAGUCAUCUGCAGAUGUUGAAGGUCUACACUCAAAGUUAGGACGGCAUUCUCAGCUUCAUCACUUUAAUAAAGAUACGUGGGAGUCUUCGACUAGCUGCAUGUUGGAUAUCACAAAGAUUAUUGAUGACCGAAUGACCGCUUUCCAGUCACUACACGAUGACAGUCUGCGGCAACUCUCUUCAAAAGUGAAAGACUAUGUUACUGAGGAGUUAAACACCAUGGAUAUGGAUCGCUCGCUUAUAAAGAACUCGAAUGCAUUGUUGCAAAGCAUGGAAGACGAUACAAAAUUGAAGAUGUCUUCGAAUCGAGAUGAGAUGAACAACAUCCUAGGCGAGAUUAAAGACUUGAGAGAGGACGUCCAAGGAAAGGUUGGGGCAGGCUUAAAUGGCUUGUCUUCUGCUGCAGCCCGUAUUUCCGGUGAAGUCAUUGAUGAACUUCAACAAUUUCAAGGUGAAUUCCGCGAGAUGCAUAAAUCCCUAAGUGAUGAACUCGCAGCAAUGUUUGGAUCGCUCGUGCAUCAACUCCAACUUCAAAAAGACUAUAUUAAUGACAUCCGUCGACAAUUACAGGAAGCCAACCAAAAGGCCUUGCAAGCGAGCGAAGAAGCUGCAUCAACACUUGAGACUGUGAUAAGCGAAGAAAAGCAGAAUUCAGAAAGGGAGCGAGCGGAGCUCAUGUCGCAGAUCCAGAGUCUUCUAAGCUCAUCGGCGGAAAAGCAAGCGUCUAGGCUUAGAAAGAACAUUAAUGGCGUUAGGGCUGACAUGAAAGCUUCACGGUCUUCAUUACAACAAGCCAGUGUGUCAUACAGCCAGGAGAUGGAUAGUUGGGCUGAAAAUGAUAGCAAGCUCACGGAGAAGGUACUAGCAUCUGAGCGGGAGUUGAAAUCAAAGAUGGCAGAAAAUAUGGAUGUGUUAUCAACGAGACAUGCUUCGAUCGAAGAAAGUACAAGUGCAGUGCAUGCGGAGACCGUACGCAUCGUUGAGGACCAGAAAAAGGAUAUGCAAGUGCAGAUGCAGGCAUUGGAUGAAUUUGUAACGCAUGCACGGUGCCAGAACGAUGAAUAUCACAGCUCAAAUCUGGAGAUACUGGAUAGUUUUGCCCUGAAUGUUCGCGGCGCUCAUGGCGAAAUUGGCGAUCAUCUUGAGAAGUUACAGUCAAGCGCAGAAGAGUUCCUCUCGACAGUUAGCGGCGACCAUAAGGAAAUAGAAACCAUCGUCUCGAACUUGACAGCGGAUGUUAGGAAUCCCCUCAGCGAGCUUCAAAACAACAUUCAGGAUGCACGAAUGACGGAGUAUAGCCCAACUGGCAGUACUCCGGAGAAAGUCCAGUACAAUUUUUCAGUCACGCUACCACGGACCGACUCGCAUGAUAGACUUAUCCGGAGGCUAAGGGGUGUUAAAAGCCCUGUGAAGAGCCCUAAGAAAAGCCCCAUAAAACGGGCACCAGUUACUCUUGUGUCACUUUCGUCUCCAAUAGGCCCUGGGCCAUUAUCUCCGAGUAAAGGGUUAGUCUAUCACGAUGAAGAUGGGUUGGUGGAGUCCCCAAGCAAGCCAUGUUCUACGUCCUCUGGGCUAAGGGAAGUUGAUGUUAAUAUCUCUCGUCUGCCGACUAGCAACGUGACGCCUAAAGAUGCCUUUGGAACGCACGAGCAACUCGACGGCUUGUGCAAAGAUAUGCAGCCACCAUCGAAGAGACGGUUAUCGGCGAGCUUCGCGGCGAAAGCGAAUUUGACAGGGGAGAGCAAGAUGAUGAUUCCAACAAAGACGACGAGGAGGAAUGCAACUACUGUCGGUCCUGGUGUGGCGUUUGAGGGGAGGGAAAAUCUGUUGCCUCCGGCAUUGGCAAGCGGCAUGGCGCCUGUGAGGAGAGUGAGGAGUGGGCCAGAGUGA